AUGGUCACUAUCCGAGGCUUUGAACUGAGGCAUAUCCAGGUUCGAGUGUCAUUUGGGUUUUGGAUUUCCCCCGACGCCUGCGAGCUGCGAGUGGAGGACAGCAUCAACCACCUUGAGGUGGCCAUGCCCCGAUCCUUCGGCAAUCGCUUCUGGGCUAACUCCGCUCGGCCUGGCGUGUACGGUACUCGCGGCUGGCCGCAGUUGUUCAGCUACCUCACGGAGUUCUGUUACCCCAAUAACCCGAAGCUGUGCUACUCACCUUCGAUAGACCUGUACGACGUUGCGUUGAUAAAUCCGCUAACGUCCUCGAGCGGCGGUUACGUCUUGCACUAUCUACGGACUUUCUCCCACGGCGACGUAAACAUGGAUGAGGAAUGCGUCAAGGCCAGGGCGUAUCCAGAUUGCGUUCAGGAGGCUCUAGCCAAGCUGCACGGCCUGCGUAUACCCGCGGAGGGGACCAUCGCCGGGGGCGGCCUGGCGGCGGGUCCCGGCGACAUGAACGGCUCGGCAGCAACUACACAGCCGGCGGCCGCCAGUCCUUCCAAAUCACGUUCCACCAAGCUUCCCAUCAUCCUGUCGUUGCUGAUCGGCGUCCCAAUACUCCUGGCAGCCCUGGCGGGGAUGUACUGCUACUAUCGACUGCGUGUACGGCGACGGGAGACCUUCAACACGCCCAUAUACGAUACUGAUGCUGAAGCUGCCAGCAGUACGCCUCUAGCAGCCGCCGGCGCCUCGAGCAGCCAACUCACCAGCAGGGAGCCGUUGCUGGACGGCGGCGACAACGACAAUGGCAGUAGUGGCCACGGCCGGCGUGGUACGACAGCGUAUGGCACCGGUUUCGUAGCCAUCCUUACCGGUCCGGACGGCAUCUGCCUGGGCGGCCUGUUGGGCAGCGGCUCCUUCGGAAAGGUAUUUGAAGCGGCGACGGAUACCCCAAUCAGAGCCGCUGCUACCGCCGCCGGCAGCGGCGCCGCCGCAAUCACUGGCGGCGGCGCCGCCAAGCCGUUCGUGUCUAUGAACUCUCAGAAGACGAACGGAAGCUGGCGGUCUGGAUCCGACGCCGCGGCGAUGAUGACGACGCCGUCGACGAUGCUGGGGACCUCAGCCUCGGGUGGCUUCCGUAGCGGCAGCGGCAGCAGCAGCAACAGUACUCCUUUCCCAGGGCACGGCAAUACUCUGGGGUCUUCGGCGUUGCACUCGCCUGACUGCGAAUUGCCGGAAACCCUAAAGCACAUAAAGCGGACGAAUGCAAGAGAAGAGGAAGAAGCGGAGGAGGAGGAGGAGGAAGAAGUUGCAAGGAGGGAGCGGGAAAUUGAGGCGGAGGUGGAGGCGGAGAUGGACGAGUUCGACGCCACGGUUCCGCCGUACAGCCCCGCGCCGUCGACGGUUGUAGUCAUGCCCGUACCACCAGGAACUCGCCCUGGCACACCUCGACCACCCUUCUCCAGCUCAUCCAAUGCCUUCUUCGGCGCCUCCUCCUCCGCCACCAACAUCCUCAGCAGCGCCCUCAUUACGGGGGCCCUCACUACUCCCCUCUGGACGCCACACAGCACCCCCCGCGUCACGCCACGCGUCACGUCCUGCAGCAGCCCCUGCGCCACGCCGCUGAGCAGCCCCGCCAACACAGCCAAGGUCACCGCCGCCGCCGCCGCCUGUUCCUUGCCGUGCGGUAGCGUCGGCAUCGAGGCUUUUGACUGCACCGCCCCUGGAGCCAUGUCCUCUCCACUCUACGUUUCCUCUGGCCGGCAGGCUCUGCUGCUGCCGCAACAGCAGCAGCCGUCGCCGUUGACGUUGAGUCAGUCGCUGGAGUUACGUUCACCGCCGCCGUCGCCGCUACGACCGCUGCGACCGCUGCCGCCGCCGCCGCCGCCGCCGAAUCCGCCACUGCAGCAGCAGCAACAGGAACAAGGGGCGCUGGCUGGUGAGACAUGGAUUGUAAUGGAGCUUUGUGACGGCGGUUCAUUGGCCGCCGCCGUGCGUCGCGGCGAGUUCCAUUCACGGAACGGUACGCUAGACCUGCCGGGCGUCCUGGCUGUUUUGCGGGACAUCAGCCGCGGCAUGGCCUACUUGCACAGCCGGGGCAUACUGCACGGAGACCUCAAGGCCGAGAACGUCAUGCUCUGUAAGCGGCCAGCCCCGCCAGCGGCGGCUGGAGCAGCGGUGGCGGCGCCGGCCCGUGCCCAAACAAGCGCCAGCGGACUCUGGUGGCGCAAGGCCAGCGCAGGAAGCGCGGCCGGCUCUGCCACGCCCACCCUUGCCCUGCCUUCCGUACACAGUAGCGUGUCAGGCUAUACCUCUCGCUUCGCGCCUGCCAGUGCCAGCACCAGUGGCGAUGCAGCAGCUUCUUCCGCGGACUGUGCCGGUGGCUCGGCGCUGUACGGCACACCUGGAGGCACUUUAUCCGUACAGGAGGGUGGCCUCGACAGCUUCCGUUACGUGGCUAAGGUGUGUGACUUUGGUCUGAGCCGCUCCCUGGACCCGGGUCGUACACACCUCCGUACCGCGGUGGCGGGUAGCGUCUCCCACAUGGCCCCCGAGACGCUGCUCCGCGGGGAGAUGAGGAAGGAAGCUGACGUGUACGCAUUCGGCGUGCUUCCACUUGUCGCGUGCACAUGUAACCUCCUGCACUCCCUCGUGGCCCACCUGGGCGAUCCAACUCCGCACCUUGCAACCCACUCCAUGCCAGUCUGGGAGUUGGUCAGGGGAGCCAAGGCCUAUGAGGGGCUCUCGCAUGGCGAGGUGGUCCAGGCGGUGGUGCUGCGAGGCGGCCGGCCGCAGCUGCCUCCGCAGGCCCACACGCCCACGCGCGUCCUGCCGGAGCCGCUAUCGGAUCUGGCUUCGGAGUGCUGGGCCUCAGACCCGGAUGCUCGUCCCACCUUCGAGGAAAUGGUGAGGGCAGCGCCGCACGGUGGCGCUGCCCCUGAAGUCGUUACCGGCAGCGGGUCGGUGUUCUCAUCCGACACCAGGCCGAUGCAGGCUGGCUUUGCGGGGCUCCUAGCCCACAUGGCCCGUCUCGCCAAGAAGGUGCCUCUGUUCUUGCUGCCGUACCAUCGGCGCCAGCAGUAUGCGUCGCAGCCACAGCUACAGCCUCAGGCAGAGGCGGAGCAGUCCUCGCCGGCUGUGCUCCUGCCAAGCAUCUUCAGCCCGCGUUGUGGGGACGAGCACGGGUCUAAGAUUAAGAAUUGCGAGGAAAGUGCCCCAAAGCAUUGGGACAGCCAGGGAACUCAGUUUGGCACUGGCGCGUAUGCGGCUACUGCGGCGGCGGCGGCGGCGGGGCCCGCGGCAGCAGCGGCGAAGCCCAUUGACGCGACGGAGGCGGCGGAGGGGGGAAUUGAGCUGGCGGCCGCCCUUGAAAGGUUUAGCUUCGGCCAGAUGCUACAGUAG
Molecule: messenger RNA, 3384 nt
Organism: Volvox carteri f. nagariensis
Lineage: Eukaryota; Viridiplantae; Chlorophyta; Chlorophyceae; Chlamydomonadales; Volvocaceae
Exons: 15
Coding region: 1-3384 (1127 amino acids)
Biological process (GO): protein phosphorylation; signal transduction
Cellular component (GO): cytoplasm
Molecular function (GO): ATP binding; protein kinase activity
Source: RefSeq, a predicted model, not a curated record